Dictyostelium purpureum is the source of this 1335-nucleotide messenger RNA. RefSeq lists its product as uncharacterized. Gene Ontology annotation, molecular function: oxidoreductase activity; FAD binding. NCBI's taxonomy places the organism in Eukaryota, Evosea, Eumycetozoa, Dictyosteliales, Dictyosteliaceae. Bases 1 to 1335 code for a protein of 444 amino acids. The transcript has 3 exons. The record is from RefSeq and is a predicted model, not a curated record.
AUGGAUACAUGUAAUAUAGAAAGUAUAAGAAAUUUAAUAAAAGGUGAUGUUUUAUUUAGAAAUUCUGAAGGAUAUAAGGAGAGUGUAAAUAGUAGAUGGAAUAUUGAUGGCUUGAACUAUCCAUUAAUAAUUGUAAACCCCAUCUGUGAUGAGGAUAUUAAAAAUUCAAUUUUGUUUUCAAAAAACCAUAAUUUAAUUUUUACAGUAAGAGCAGGUGGUCAUUCAUUAAAAAGUGAUAAUGUAGAUGGGUUAUUACUAGAUUUAAAGUAUUAUAAAAACAUUAAAGUGGAUGAAAAUAAUAAAAUAUUAACUGUAGGAGGUGGAUGUUUAUUAGGAGAUGUAGAUAGAGAGUCACAAAAGUUCAAAUUGGUAAUUCCAACGGGUCAAGCAAGUGAUACUGGUUUAGCUGGUUUAUGUUUAGGAGGUGGUGUAGGACACUUGACAAGAUCAUUUGGAUUAACAUCAGAUAAUUUAAUUUCAAUAAAUUUAAUAGAUUGUGAUGGAAAUAAAAAAAUUGCAAGUAAAAAUACAAAUUCAGAUUUAUUCUGGGCAUGUAAAAUGGCAGGUUCAAAUUUUGGAGUUGUUACAGAACUAACUUUUAAAGUUUAUGAUUUAGAUAAUAUUUUAUUAGGAAGUUUUAUUACAGGUAUAGAAAAUGGAAAAGAACUGUUAAAUAAAACAUGUCAAUUUUUAAAGGAAGAGUACUUACCCAGGGAAUUAUCAGUUUCAAUAACCAUUGAUUUUAAUACAGUUGUUAUUUAUGGUAUUUAUAAUGGUCCAGAAAAUCAAGGGAAGGUAGUAGUUGAAAAGCUUUCAUCAUAUUUACCAAAAAAAGAUUUAACCACAAACAGCAUAGCCAACAUAGAGUUUACAAAGCUUCAGUGUGCCUUUGAUGAAUAUCUACCUAGAAACAAAUGUUAUUAUAAGAGGGGUUUUUUUAUAUCAAUAAAUCCAAAUGAAGAAUUAAUUGAAUUAAUCACAACUGAAUUUAGUAAACAUCCAACUGGAACCAUAUCUGCAGUUUUCACUCAUUUAGGGGGAGCAUUAAAAGACUUUAAUGACUCACCUUUUGCCUUUAGAGAUUCAAAAUUUCUUAUAACAAUUCUAUCAAUAAUUCCAACACCAAAAGAUAAACCAAUUAUUUUAGAAUGGACUAAUCAAUUAUUUUCAAAGUUAAAUAAAUUUAAAACAGCUGACUAUUCUAAUGUAACUGAUGAAAUCUUAACAUUGGAUCACUAUCAUGGCUAUAAUAUAGAGAAAUUAAGAGAUAUAAAACUAAUAUAUGACCCAAAUAAUUUUUUUAAAAGUAAUAAAAAUAUAAUUUUAAAUAAAUAA